AUGUCGUCUGGACCUAAACUGUUUCGUUUCCCGAUUCCACUCCCGCCACUGCCUUCGUCGGCCCACGUCCGCUCUGCAGGCGUGUACCUCGCCGGCGGGUUGUUUUCGCUUGGCUUUUGGUUUUUCCUCGACUCUGCGAUCUACUCCAAGAAGUACAACGGGUCGGAUGUGCACGUCAAGUUUGUGGACUGGAUCCCGGGCAUCUGCUCGCUGCUGGGGAUAAUCGUCAUCAACUCGGUCGACAAGGCGCGGUUGUCGUCCGACGCCUCGUUUUCGUUUGGCGGGGAUAACGUUGCGUGGAAAGCACGGCUGGUGCUGUUUAUGGGGUUUGCGUUGCUGGCGGGUGGGUUUGCGGGGAGCAUCGUCGUGCUGAUUCUCAAGUACAUCGUGCCGCAGUAUCCUUGGCCGACCGUGUACUUUGGAAUCAGUAAUAUGAUUGCGAACGGGUUGUUGAUGCUGAGUUGCGUUGUCUUGUGGAUCUCGCAGAACGUGGAGGAUGAGUACUCGUACUCUUUGUCGUUGUAG
Myxozyma melibiosi is the source of this 525-nucleotide messenger RNA. RefSeq lists its product as uncharacterized. Gene Ontology annotation, cellular component: Vps55/Vps68 complex; fungal-type vacuole membrane. Bases 1 to 525 code for a protein of 174 amino acids. Lineage: Eukaryota; Fungi; Ascomycota; Lipomycetes; Lipomycetales; Lipomycetaceae. The record is from RefSeq and is a predicted model, not a curated record. Gene Ontology annotation, biological process: late endosome to vacuole transport via multivesicular body sorting pathway; protein targeting to vacuole. The transcript has a single exon.